This is a messenger RNA of Lytechinus pictus (painted urchin), 4248 nucleotides long. RefSeq lists its product as uncharacterized. The record is from RefSeq and is a predicted model, not a curated record. Bases 1 to 4248 code for a protein of 1415 amino acids. The transcript has a single exon. Lineage: Eukaryota; Metazoa; Echinodermata; Echinoidea; Temnopleuroida; Toxopneustidae.
AUGGAUGAAUCUACUGCGAAAGAGGCUCCUGUGUCCAAGACUGAUAUUCUUAAGAGUCAACGCCACCAACGCCGAGGUGCGAAUGGCAAGCUUACAAGAAUAGGACAUGCCUUGAAGAGCUUGAUAGAAGAAAGACGGCCUAUUUCAGAGGUGCAGGAGAUCUAUGAAAGGUAUCUUCUUGCUUAUGAAGAAUUGCAGAAUAGGCAUGAAUCAUUUUCAGAGCUUAUUGAAGAUGACGAUGAAUACGACAUGGAAGAAAGAUGGAUGGAUGAAUGUCAGCAGUCUUUCCUUAGCCAUCAAAUUUCUUUCAGAGAUUACUGUAAGGGAGAGACAGAGAAAAUUGUUUCAAGGCAGAAACUACGAAAACAGAUGACGAAUGAACAGCCAAGUGAUGAUAAUUCAGAAGCUAGUUCUGAUGAAACAGCAUCAAACGCACAGCAAGAUGGAAGUCAUACCCAGAGUCUGCAGAUAAGAAAUGUACAGAAGAGAGUGGGAUCCAUGUUCAAAAUGGAAAAGCCAAAGAUGCCCACAUUUAACGGAAAUGUGCGAGAUUAUUGCAUAUUCAAGGCUGACUUUCAACAUGCUCUGGGAGAAGUUUUUGAUGAAAGAGAUGCUCUAAUGAUAUUGCGAUCAUGUCUGCAAGGUAAACCCCUACAGAUGAUUCAAGGAAUAGGACGAGACUUCAAAGCAGCUUGGGAGCAGUUAGAUAUGGUGUAUGGAGACCCAAGGUUAGUUGCAGACGCAAUUAUUCAUGACAUCACCAAAUUUCGCUCCUUGAAACCAGGUGAAGAUGAUCGCUUCUGUGAAUUUGUGAACAUAGUACGCAGAAGUUACAAUGUGCUCAAAGAAAUUGGGAAGGAGAACGACAUGAAUAACAGUCACAUGCUGGCUAUCAUGGAGAAGAAACUCACCCCUGAAGAUAGAAAGAUCUGGUUCAGGAAUCAAGAAUUGGAUGAAGCUUCUGCAACAUUUGAGAAAUUUCUUGAAUUCCUCACCCUAGAGUUGAAGGCAAGGAUGAGAUCAGCAGCUCCGGUAAGAGGUGAAGUAAAACCAAGCGUCAACUUUGUGACCAAGAAGUCCAGCCCAAGUACCAAUAACCAGGAAAGGAAGUUCGACAGAUGCUGGCUCUGUAGAGAUGAUUCCCACUGGACUGACCAAUGCAAGUCAUUUCUGUCCAAGUCGUUCAAGGAGAGAAUGCAGCUUGUCAAGGAAAAUAAGGCAUGCUUUGCUUGUCUGAAAAAGGCUACCUAUGGUCACAAAAUGUCUACUUGCAAAAGACGACGGCGCUGUACCGAGAGCGUGAAUGGAGAACAGUGCAAGUACUACCAUCAUCCUCUUCUACACAAUUCAUCAGAUGUUAGAGAAGUUGGUGUAGCCUGUGUUGGUGCAAAGGAAGCUCUCCUACCAGUGGUGACAGUGGAAGUGGCUGAAAAGAAAACCUGGAAAAAGUGCAAUAUGUUACUAGACUGUGGAGCCCAAUUGUCAAUAAUAAAACAGUCACUUGCAGACAAGUUAAAGUUAAAAGGCAAAGAAGUCACUAUUGUAAUAUCAAAGUUGGGAGGAGUGGAAGAGGAGGUGAUCACGAAUGAAUAUAAGGUCAGCGUAAAGGAGUUAGGAGGACGAAAUUCCUUGCCAGUUACGGUGAUUAGCCUGCCUCAUAUCAGUACCACAGACAGUGUACCAGAAGAAUAUCUACAGUCAGCAGCCAAACAACUUAAGAUUGAUCGAAAGAUGUUCAACAGGCAUGGUGGAGAGAUUGACUUACUAGUUGGCAGUGAUCAUCCCAAGUUCCAUGGAGGUGAGUCAAAGGAGACCCACAACUUUACUGCUCGUCAUUCACCUGUUGGAUGGGUGAUACUAGGAACAUUGCCGCAUAGAAGGAUGGAAUCAAGUAAAGUUUUGCAUGUGCAGUUAGCCAAGCCAGUGGAUCUGACUGAGUUCUGGACGACGGAGUCGAUGGGAGUCAAGGACAUCGACUGCCAAUGCCAACCUACAGGGAUGACCAAGGCAGACAAAGAGGAGUAUGAUAUGAUUGAACGGUCUUGUGUCAAAGAAGGUAAUCAGUGGCAAGUUUCGUAUCCAUGGAAACGAGACCCAAACAAACUUCCUGAUAACAGAUGGUUAGCUGAGAAGAUGUUGGAAGCUACGGAAAGGAGGCUUCUAAAGAAUCCUGAUCAUGCAAAAGCUUACCAAGAACAGAUGACCCAGCUGGUAGAGAUGGGAUUCGCACGGAAGUUGUCUGAUAAUGAAGUCAGUGGAUAUUCAGGACCGGUACACUAUAUUGGUCACCAUGCAGUAGUUAGACCUGAAAAGAAAAGUACCCCAGUGCGUAUUGUAUUCAACUCGUCAGCAAGCUAUCAAGGACAUUCUCUCAAUGAAUACUGGCACAAGGGUCCUGACAUGUUAAAUUCACUUUUUGGAGUUCUGAUGAAGUUCCGCGAUCACUCUGUUGCGGUCAGUGGUGACAUAUCCAAGAUGUAUCACCGUGUCAAGGUACCAGUAAUUGAUCAACAUGUACACAGGUAUCUCUGGCGUGAUCUUGAAGUUGAGAGGAAGCCUGAUGUCUACAUCAAGUUGGUUGUCACCUUUGGCGACAAGCCUUCCCCGGCAAUGGCCCAAAUUGCCUUGAGAAAAACAGCUGAAGUAGCAGAGAAAGAAAGUCCUAAAGCAGCACAGAUCCUGAAGGAAAGUACAUACAUGGAUGACAUUUGUUUCUCGACACCAACUGAAGAAGAAGCCAUUCAGCUAACUGAUGAAAUCGACAAAGCUUUGGGGGAUGGAGGCUUCAACGUCAAGGGCUGGGUGUCGAACAAAAAUAUAAGACCCGGUAGCCAGAACGAGAUGGAAUUGCUGAGUAAGUUGUCCAAUGAGAAGGUUUUAGGAGUUGUUUGGAACCAACAUAACGAUUCAUUCUCGUACAAGUCAACCUUGGACAGGUCCAGUAGAGAAGAGAAAUCAGCCAAUAAUGAAGGAAAACGGACAAAACGAAAAAUCCUGAGCCAAAUAGCAAGAAUCUUCGACCUAAUUGGAUUUGUAUCACCCUUCCUUGUUCGAGCCAAGAUGGGAAUGCAAAGGCUUUGGGAGAAGGGAUACAAAUGGGAUGAAAGACUGCCAGAGGAACAACAGAAAUGGUGGACAGGUUUCUUCAAUGAAAUGAAAGAGCUGAGCGAGGCUAAACUUGACCGAAGCCUCACACCACCAGGAGCUAUUGACAAUCCAAUAUUAUGUGUGUUCUCAGAUGCAUCAGAAGCUGCCUUCGGGUGCUGCGCCUACCUUAGAUGGCAGAUAGCAGAUGGCAGUUUUACUACAAGAUUUGUAGCAGCAAGGUCAAGAGUGGCCCCUUUAAAGAAGCUGACCAUUCCCCGAUUAGAGCUACAAGCUGCUCUGAUGGCGGCAAGGCUGUUUACGGCAAUAAAGGAAGAGACAACUUUGAAGUUGCUAGAGACAAUCUUCAUGACAGACAGUCUCAUUACUCUAGCAUGGAUCCACAGUCAGUCCAGAAUGUACAAGUCAUUCGUCUCAUCCAGAGUGGGAGAGAUCCAGAGUGCCUCCAAUCCAGAGAACUGGAGAUAUGUUCCCGGAAAUAUGAACCCUGCUGAUAAAAUCUCCAGAGGCUUAGCAGUCAGAGAUCUGAGUAAAGAAUGGGAACAUGGUCCUGAAUUCCUAUUCAAGCCUAUAGAUGACUGGCCAGAGGACAAAUCGCUCCCUGUACAACAAGGUGAUGAUGACAAGGAGAGGAGAAAGGUAAAGCAAGUUCUACAUACAACCUGUUCUGGUGUCAUUGGCUGUGAGAAGUAUUCGUCUUGGAGAAGACUCCUCAGAGUCACAGCUUAUGUGCAUCGAUUUGUCAAGAAUAUGAAGGCCAGAUGCAAGACGAAAGUUGACGAAGGACUGACAAGAGAAGAUGGUCCACUCACUGCAUCCGAGUUAAGUGUUGCUGAACUGUACUGGAUCAAGGAGGUACAGAAACCACUUCAUGAACGCUUGAGGUCUGGUGAAUUCAAGGUUCUAAGUCCAUUUCUCAGUGAAGGUAUCAUCAGAGUUGGAGGAAGGGUAGAUAAGAUCAAACGAUCGUAUGAAGCAAGGCACCCAACUCUUAUCCCUAAUGGCCAUCAUGUAGCUAAGCUUAUCACUCGCUACUAUCAUCAGCAAGGUCAUGCGGGAGUAGCUACAACAUCAGCUACAACAUCAACAUCAAGUCCGGACGAGAUACUGGAUUCCAGGAGUUCAACGUCUAGCCAAAUCUGA